This is a messenger RNA of Prorocentrum cordatum, 1109 nucleotides long. NCBI's taxonomy places the organism in Eukaryota, Dinophyceae, Prorocentrales, Prorocentraceae. The record is from the annotation of a GenBank genome assembly.
AAGUCGCCGAACCUUGUUGAGUCUUAUUGCUGCUGGGGUGCUCGUGAGGCAGAGAGGGGGCUUCCUCGGGCAGUCGUGGGGAUCGACCUGGGCCGUUCGUUCUUGCGCAGUGUUGGCUUCACAUUGGGUCGGUUUCCCGCUGCAUUGGGACACAACUGGGGCUCGCCUUGAGCGAUUGGGCGGCGAUGUGGAUGCAGGCAUGGCAUGGGCAGCUCCUUCCAGAAGCCUGAGGCCCUGUACCGUGAGCGGUGCAAUUUGGAGCAGCAUCAGAUCUGUCAGUGUCAUCACAUGGUGCAGAGACCUAAAGAUGGUACAAGGCCUGCCGUGUACCAGCUUCACCUGUUCAAAAAGUACAGCAUCUCCUUUGAAACUCGCAGUCGCAGUGCAGAAUUUGUUGGCAGUUCCCUCAUCACGCUCGUCUCCAUUGUCUCUGUUGCCUUCCGCAUAAAUAUAUGUAUAUAUGCUCUGUCCGUGGCAUAUGUUGCUUUGGUCUCGAGGGCGACCGUUCCGUGCCAUUGCUGUUUUGGCUCUGUAGUUACAAAGGUCAGUCCGCGCGCGGGAUGGAUGGUGCACCGGCUCGACGUGGGUACCAGCCUGGCCGUGGGCUACCUCGGCAGGUGCCCGCCGCAACCAGCGUGCCCGCCGUGCCUGGCCUGCUCGCUGAGCUGCGCCUCGCUGGCUUGCCCGGCGGCGCCUCCGUGCCCGGCUUGCCUGGCGGCCGCCUUCCAGGCGCCCGCGGCGGCCGAGCCUGCGCUGGCCGCAGCUCCGCCGCUCCAGGCGGGAACGGCGUGCGCGGCGUGCGUGGAGGCCCCCUGCGUCUGCUGAGGCUGGGCCUGGCUCGUGAUCGGCAUCGCGUGCGGAGUGUUCCUCACGCUCGCGGUUCAGGCGUGCGCGCGCAUGACUCAGAGGAUCGUCUCGUCGGCGACUCAAGGCAAGGGCUCUGGCAAGGGCAGCAGCCAGGCGUUGGUCGACAACACCGACGCCAGCGACGACGUGGCUACACCAUGGUUUGUGAGGAGGCGAAAUGGCGGGUCGAACGCUUGACGUUCCAGAACGACAGAUAUUAAUUGAUUAUUUCGACGACCGAACGGGUUCAGAUGGCACAUGAG